Molecule: messenger RNA, 780 nt
Organism: Alternaria arborescens
Lineage: Eukaryota; Fungi; Ascomycota; Dothideomycetes; Pleosporales; Pleosporaceae
Exons: 1
Coding region: 1-780 (259 amino acids)
Source: RefSeq, a predicted model, not a curated record
AUGUGGAACCCAGUCUACGCCCUCACGCCCCUGAUACUACUGUUCAUCUCCAUCCCGCUCGCCAUCUUCGCCGUUGUCACCACGUCAGUCGCCAUAUCGCUGCUCUCCUUGCGCGCAUUGGCCGUGUAUUGCCGCCUUGCAGUAGCCAUCGUUGGAGCAUGGCUCUCCCCCUCGCCGCCGAAGCCCAUGCCGCUUCGCCGUUCCUCUCUCAUGCCUUCGUCCGCCCGACAGUCUCCGACCCGACAGCGCCAUCGCCGGGCCAGCACGGCCAGCACGACAUCUUCACAAGACACCGGCGUACAUUCGGCACACACGUCGCGUCUUCUGAAGCACAAGAAUAAAUCUCUCACGGCGCUCAUUGGUACAAGCGAGUUGACGCGCGACUUCGAAGGUGUGGGCGGGUGGAGGAUGUCUGGCGAUGAUGACGAAGAGGCACUGUGGAUGGGCAUCAACUCGAGGCUUCAAUUGCCUGCUGAGACGCCUACUAGGAGACAUGCUAGAAGCCUGACAGGCGGCGUGAGCCCAGGCCAGAGGUGGAGUGCCGGCUCAGAAGCGUUCCGGAUGAGUCCGGUGCAGAGCAGGGCGAGGACACCAGUGCGCUUUGCCAUCGAAGACGAGUCUGGCUAUUUUCCUAUGCAGCCAGUCUCCGCCAACCGCCGUUCAAGCGUCGGUUCCGAUUCUAUAAAACACCACAAAAGAAGGAAGAGUGGCAGUGGUGGUAGCAUGUCAAGCACUACCUCGGUCCCCCGAGAACCCACAACUUACGCCCUCCAUGGCUGA